AUGUGCGUCCACCGCGCGCGGCGUAGUGCAGCGGCGUCAUGGAACAACACGCAUUGGGGCUGGAAAAAGGCGAAGGCCCUCGGCCACGCGCGCUGGGCGACGACGGGCGCACUCGCUCUGGUAAGCUGUGCGCCGGCGCGGCUCCUCCUGAAGCGGUGGUGGGCCGGCGCGAAUCACCGAAGCGAUCAGCGGGAAUUCAUCCGAGUAUUGGGGAGGGAAGAACGUGUCUCCGUGAUCGCCGAGGAGAGCUCGCCGGGCGGCGCGUAUAAUGCGUCGACCUACGUCCUGCACCGCUGCGGCGGCUGCCGCUGGAUGCCUCCCCUCGAACGCCUCCUCAACGCGUCGCGCGUGGCGAACGGCGUCGACGACGCGUCGGCGGCGGAAGCGCUGGUCGCGGUCUGGGAGACGCGGGUGCUCUUCACUGGCAAGCUCUAA
Pelagomonas calceolata is the source of this 435-nucleotide messenger RNA. NCBI's taxonomy places the organism in Eukaryota, Pelagophyceae, Pelagomonadales, Pelagomonadaceae. The record is from the annotation of a GenBank genome assembly.